Molecule: messenger RNA, 3328 nt
Organism: Acanthochromis polyacanthus (spiny chromis)
Lineage: Eukaryota; Metazoa; Chordata; Actinopteri; Pomacentridae
Gene: slc4a1b
Product: solute carrier family 4 member 1b (Diego blood group)
Exons: 16
Coding region: 22-2544 (840 amino acids)
Biological process (GO): transmembrane transport; bicarbonate transport; monoatomic anion transport
Cellular component (GO): plasma membrane; basolateral plasma membrane
Molecular function (GO): bicarbonate transmembrane transporter activity; monoatomic anion transmembrane transporter activity; solute:inorganic anion antiporter activity
Source: RefSeq, a predicted model, not a curated record
UACGUGGAGCUGAACGAGCUGAUGAAGGACCAGCAGGAGACCUACUGGCAGGAGACGGGCCGAUGGGCCGGAUACGAGGAGAGCUACGACCCCCAGGCCGGGGUGUGGGGGUCCUCACACAUCUCCUGCCUCACCUUCAAGAGUCUCAUCCAGCUCCGACGCAGCAUGAACACAGGUGUGACGCUUUUCGACUGUGAAGAGAAGACUCUGGCCACCAUUGCAGAAAAGAUGGUCGGCGAGAUGGUUAAUAAGAAGGAGAUCAGGCCAGGAGACCGGGAAGAAGUGCUUAAAGCUCUGCUCCAAAACCGCAGCCAAUCAUCAGAUCCAGAGAGCCAAACUCUGACUGACAAGGCGGACCUACACAAGUUUUCAGUCAAAGAAAGAAGAGAUGAAUCUAGCUGUGUUGAGGCCUCCAUGGUACUAGUAGGAGCCUUGGACUUUCUGGAGAGGGCCACGGUUGUUUUUGUGCGUCUGAAGGAAGCAGCGGUGUUCGACUCAGCCCUAGAGGCCCCGGUGCCUGUACGCUUCGUCUUUGUUCUGGUUGGACCGAACAAGGCUGACAUAGACUACCACGAGACUGGCCGUGCCAUGGCAGCACUGUUGGCUGAUAAAGUGUUCAAUCAGGCAGCUCUUCAGGCAAAGAGCGCUCGAGAGCUGACGGACGCUGUGGGUGAUUUCAUGGACUGCAGCAUCGUCAUCCCGCCUACAGAGAUCCAGAAUGAAGCCAUGCUCAGCUCCAUCAUCAGCUUUCAGAAGAAGUUACUGGCCGACAGAUUCCAGUCCUCGGACAGCACGGUCCAGCUGGACUCCAAACCUCGCAGGGUGUCCAUCUCUAGCGGGCCUCCUCCUGAAGAUCCUCUUGCUCGUACUGGUCGACCUUUCGGUGGGAUGAUGAAAGAUAUAAGGAGACGCUAUCAACACUACAAGAGCGACAUCACUGAUGCCCUCAAUGCCCAGGUCCUCGCUGCUAUCAUCUUCAUCUACUUUGCUGCCCUGUCUCCUGCCAUCACCUUUGGAGGACUGCUGGCUGAUAAGGUGGAGGACAUGAUGGGUGUUCCAGAGCUGCUCAUUUCAACCAGCAUCCAGGGCAUCAUCUUCUGCUUCGUUGCUGCUCAGCCCGUCCUGGUCAUCGGUUUCUCUGGUCCUCUGCUAGUGUUCGAGGAAGCCUUCUUUGCAUUCUGCAAGUCCCAGGAAAUUGAGUACAUUGUGGGCAGAGUGUGGGUGGGAGUGUGGCUUGUCAUCAUUGUGGUGAUCAUUGUGGCCUGUGAGGGCAGCUUCCUGGUGCGCUUCAUCUCACGCUUCACCCAGGAGAUCUUCUCCAUUCUCAUCUCCCUCAUCUUCAUCUAUGAAACUUUUGCCAAGCUGGGGAGGACCUUCAAGUCACAUCCGCUGAUUCUAAACUACGAUCACCUGAAUGCAAGUUUGGAAAAUCCCUGGCAAUCAAAGGUGGAAGAGACCGUCAUCUACGACAACGUCACCGGCAACACAACUGUUAUUAUCAGCACUAUUAAGUCGCCUUACCCCAACACAGCGCUGCUCUCCAUGUGCCUCAUGUUAGGCUGCUUCUUUAUUGCUUACUUCCUGCGUCAGUUCAAGAACGGGAUGUUUCUUCCUGGAAAGGUCAGGCGUUUGCUUGGUGACUUCGGUGUGCCCAUCGCCAUUUUCCUCAUGAUUGUGGUGGACUACAACAUUAAUGAUACCUACACUCAGAAACUGGUCGUUCCCAAAGGUCUGAUGGUGUCCAACCCAGCCAAAAGAGGCUGGCUCAUCAACCCCUUUGGAGAGCACAAGACUUUCCCUGUGUGGGUGAUGUUUGCAUGCUGCGUCCCAGCCCUGCUCGUCUUCAUCCUCAUCUUUCUGGAAUCUCAGAUCACAACCCUGAUUGUGAGUAAGCCCGAGAGGAAGAUGGUCAAAGGCUCCGGGUUCCACUUUGACUUGCUGGUUUUAGUUGGCAUGGGAGGGCUGAGCGCAAUAUUUGGAGUGCCGUGGCUCAGUGCUGCCACUGUGCGAUCUGUCACUCAUGCCAACGCCCUCACUGUCAUGAGCAAAGGGCCGAAACCUGUGAUCGAGAAAGUGCUGGAGCAGAGGAUCAGCGGCGUUGUGGUGGCCUUGCUUGUUGGUCUGUCAAUUCUUAUGGAGCCGAUCCUAAAGAUGAUUCCCAUGUCAGCCUUGUUUGGGAUCUUCCUCUACAUGGGAGUCACGUCACUGAAUGGCAUCCAGCUGUGGGAUCGUAUGCUGCUUCUUCUCAUCCCGAAGAAAUACCACCCAGAUGAACCCUAUGCCACCAGAGUGAGCACAGGGCGAAUGCAUCUGUUCACGGCCAUCCAGAUAGUGUGUCUUGCACUUUUGUGGAUUGUGAAGUCCAGUCCGGUAUCACUCGCACUUCCCUUCAUUCUCAUCCUCACCAUCCCUCUGCGCAUGUGUAUGACCGGACGUCUCUUCACUGAACUGGAAAUGAAAUGUUUGGAUGCUGACGAUGCCAAAGUGACCUUUGAGGAGGAGCCUGGGCAGGACGUAUACUGUGAAUCUCAGAUGCCAUUGUAGACGUUUUCCAUGACAGCUGCCUUUUUUUAUUUCGACAAAAAGAUAUUUAUUUAAUAUGCAGCUCAAAUGUUUAAUUUGUCUACGAGCUUAAACGAUCUGAAGUGUUUUUUGAGAUACAGAUGCCGAUACAGAUUCUAUAUCUCUCUAAUGUCAACAUUAAUAUCUUGUAAAAUACUGUCUUUGUCAAACAUUCCUGAAGAAUUUUCCACUGUCACUCAGGUAAAUUCUUUGCAUUGCUGAAGCUGGAAAUAUUCUCAUUUUUAUAUUUUUACGAGGAAGUCAUAAAAAAAUGCAAAUGCUUUUUAAAGUAUGUAAAAUAGGUGCUCACAUCUGAAAUAAAAAAAAAUCAAUCAUGCCAGUUCUCCAGAACUGGAAAGCUUGAAUGGGGGGUGAAAAACAACAGCAAUAAAAGCAUUAACUGUAUGUUUUUCCAAGCAACCGCACACUGAAUGUAAUGUUGUAAUAAGUUAUUGUUGCUUGAUGGGAACAAAAGCUGGACUCUGAAGGAAUAUGAUGUGAUUUGUGAGGUAUUGAUGCAAUCCAAAGUGGAAGUGAUUUAGCAAGAAUGAUCAAAAUGGUAACACUGGAGACCAAAACGACAACACCACUGUGUGGAAAUGAAGGUAGAGACAAAAUGUGAUUUGUUGUUAAGAAUCAUGUUGUGUGUUGUGUGGCUGUCUUUUUGUCAUCUCUCUCUAUAAAACAAAAAUUACCUUCAAUAAGACUCAUUACAGUAAUUUCACUGGGUGUUAUUAGCUUUUGGUGGGAAUAAGGAAAAUAAACU